GGCGUCGACUGUGGCGGCGCGGUGCACUGUGGGAUAGGGAGCGAUCGCCGUGCGAGGCAGCAAGAUGGACGCGGGAUUCUUCCGCGGAACAAGUGCAGAACAGGACAAUCGUUUCAGCAAUAAGCAGAAGAAGCUACUAAAGCAGUUGAAGUUUGCAGAAUGUCUAGAAAAAAAGGUAGACAUGGGCAAAGUAAAUUUGGAGGUGAUUAAGCCUUGGAUUACAAAACGAGUAACAGAAAUUCUUGGAUUUGAGGAUGAUGUAGUAAUUGAAUUCAUAUUCAACCAGCUGGAAGUGAAGAAUCCAGAUUCCAAAAUGAUGCAGAUUAACCUGACUGGGUUCUUGAAUGGGAAAAAUGCAAGAGAAUUUAUGGGAGAGCUGUGGCCCCUGUUGUUGAGUGCACAGGAAAACAUUGCUGGGAUCCCCUCUGCUUUCUUGGAACUGAAGAAGGAGGAAAUAAAACAAAGACAGAUUGAACAAGAAAAACUGGCAUCUAUGAAGAAACAAGAUGAAGACAAAGAUAAGAGGGACAAAGAAGAAAAGGAGAGUAGCAGAGAAAAAAGGGAGCGAUCCAGAAGCCCAAGAAGACGCAAGUCCAGAUCUCCUUCCCCUAGAAGACGAGCCUCCCCUGUCAGGCGAGAGAGAAAGCGAAGUCAUUCUCGAUCUCCUCGUCACAGAACCAAGAGCCGGAGCCCCUCCCCUGCUCCAGAAAAGAAAGAAGAGAUCCCAGAACUUCCAGAACCUUCAGUGAAGGCCAAGGAACCUUCAAUACAAGAGGCAACCUCUACUAGUGAUAUUCUGAAAGCUCCCAAACCUGAACCUAUACCAGAAACGAAGGAACCUUCACCAGAAAAAAAUUCAAAAAAGGAAAAAGAAAAGGACAAAACCCGCCCACGGUCUCGAUCACGAUCCAAAUCGAGGUCACGAACACGUUCUCGGUCCCCUUCUCAUACUCGACCAAGACGGCGUCACAGGACACGUUCAAGAUCAUAUUCACCAAGAAGACGACCCAGUCCAAGAAGGCGGCCAUCCCCUCGAAGAAGAACCCCCCCAAGACGAAUGCCUCCUCCACCAAGGCAUAGAAGAAGUCGAUCUCCUGUGAGACGAAGGCGGCGAUCGUCAGCAUCUCUGUCCGGCAGCAGCUCAUCAUCAUCUUCAUCCCGUUCCCGGUCACCUCCAAAGAAGCCACCCAAAAGAAUCUCCAGCCCCCCUAGAAAAACGCGUAGACUCUCUCCAUCCUCAAGCCCUCCCCGGCGAAGGCAUCGGCCAUCUCCGCCCGCAAGCCCACCGCCAAAAACCCGUCGGUCACCAACACCCCAGCAGUCAAAUCGUACUAGAAAAAGUCGUGGCUCUGUUUCUCCAGGGAGAACCUCAGGUAAAGCAACAAAACAUAAAGGUACCGAGAAAAGGGAGUCACCUUCACCAGCACCAAAACCUCGGAAAGUAGAGUUAUCUGAAUCGGAAGAAGACAAAGGUGGCAGAAUGGCAGCAGCUGAUUCCGUGCAGCAAAGGCGGCAGUACCGGAGACAGAACCAGCAGUCUUCUUCUGACUCUGGCUCCUCCUCCUCCUCAGAAGACGAGCGACCGAAGAGAUCAAACGUGAAAAAUGGAGAAGUGGGAAGGCGUCGACGCCAUUCAGCCUCCCGGAGUGCAUCCCCAUCGCCACGGAAACGUCAGAAAGAGUCCUCUCCUCGGAUGCAGAUGGGAAAGAGAUGGCAAUCGCCAAUGAUUAAAAGUAGUAGGCGGAGAAGAAGUCCUUCACCACCACCAGCCAGACGACGGCGCUCCCCUUCUCCUGCCCCUCCACCCCGGCGGCGGAGGUCUCCUACACCACCACCGCCACCACCACGGCGCAGGACUCCUUCUCCUCCCCCACGUCGACGCUCACCUUCUCCAAGAAGAUACUCUCCUCCAAUCCAGAGAAGAUACUCUCCUUCCCCGCCACCACCUCCCAAGCGAAGGGCGUCGCCUUCGCCUCCCCCAAAGCGACGGGUCUCCCAUUCACCACCUCCCAAGCCAAGAAGUUCCCCUGUUACAAAGAGACGUUCCCCUUCCUUAUCAUCUAAGCAUAGGAAAGGGUCCCCUCCUAGCCGAUCCACCCGAGAAACCCGGUCUCCUCUACCAAACAAAAGGCAUUCACCUUCACCACGGCCUCGAGUUCCUCAUACCUCUGCAAGUCCUCCCCCACUCCGAAGAGGGGCUUCAUCUUCACCCCAAAGAAGGCAGUCCCCGUCACCAAGCACUAGACCUAUCAGGAGAGUCUCCAGAACCCCGGAACCCAGAAAAGCAAAAAAGGCUGCCUCACCAAGUCCCCAGUCUGUAAGAAGAGUCUCAUCCUCCAGAUCUGCCUCCAGAUCUCCUGAGCCAGCAGCUAAGAAACACCAAGCACCUCCAUCCCCCACCCAGUCUCAGUCCCCAUCCACGAACUGGUCGCCAGCAGCACCUGUCAAGAAGGCUAAAAGCCCCACGCCAAGCCCAUCCCCUGCCAGGAAUUCAGACCAGGAGGGUGGUGGGAAGAAAAAGAAGAAGAAGAAGGACAAGAAACACAAGAAGGACAAGAAGCACAAAAAACACAAAAAACAUAAGAAGGAGAAGGCGGCCGCUGCUGCCGCUGCCGCUGCCGCUGUGGCAUCUACCACCACAUCAGCCCAGGAGGAGCCUGAAGCAGAGACAGAGCCCAAAAAGGAGACUGAGAGUGAAGCUGAGGACAACCUGGAUGACCUAGAGAAACACCUUCGGGAAAAGGCGCUGAGGUCGAUGAGAAAGGCGCAAGUGUCCCCACAGUCCUAGGUGGGACCGUUUGUUAUAAUGUACAUUUGAUUGGGUUUGUACUCAGAUUCCAUUUCACAAUUGCUAAAAUGUGUUUGAGCUUUAGGCUAUAACAUUUGUUGUCAUAAUUGCUAGGUUGAGGUUCACCAUGUAAAAAAAGGGCAUGGAUUUACAUUACAAAAGGUGUCCACAGUGUACUAGUGACAUUCAUUGACAGCCAACAUAACUUCAUUUUGAGACAUUUUUAAGGGGAAAAUUUUUUUUAAAGGGGUUUAAGUACGCCUGACAACCAUCUGGUUCCUUUAAUUCCUCUCCCAGCCCUGGCCCUACACACAGAUUAUCUUUUAAGUUCUUGUUCAAUUCUUGGCCCCCAUUUAAGUUGUGAGGCUUUGACUUUGAAGCUGUCUGAAAGAGAGACCACUGUUCACCAGAAGUCGACACAAGCAUUUUUAAUGCCACACUCUUUCCUGUUGCUGUCGUCUCUGCUGAGGUGAAUCAAGAUUAGAACUCUUAGGAUGGUCCAGUAAACGAACGCACGCUGUUCGCCAGGACACUGUGGGCUUAUACUGAUGUAACUAGUUGAUUUGGAACACUGGAAUUCCAUUUUUUCCUGUCUUGUUCCCCCCCCACCCCACCCUCCAUUCGCUUGUAAGGACAGUUAUGCCCCAGAAAGGUUCCUUCAGUUACAUAAAAUUCUGUUUGUGAAAUGACAUCAUUGCCCCAUUCAUAAUUCUUGUCUUGUUUGGGUUCUUCCAGUUGGUAGAACUUUCAGAGCUCUUGCCUUUGAAAAGUGGAAGGAUCUCAACUUUGGAUAUUGUCAUGUUUUCACCGUUUUAUUUUAUUUUGGUUUUUUUUUUUUUUUUUGG
Molecule: messenger RNA, 3633 nt
Organism: Vombatus ursinus (common wombat)
Lineage: Eukaryota; Metazoa; Chordata; Mammalia; Diprotodontia; Vombatidae
Gene: SRRM1
Product: serine and arginine repetitive matrix 1
Exons: 18
Coding region: 65-2788 (907 amino acids)
Biological process (GO): regulation of mRNA splicing, via spliceosome; mRNA processing
Cellular component (GO): spliceosomal complex
Molecular function (GO): RNA binding
Source: RefSeq, a predicted model, not a curated record